Punica granatum (pomegranate) is the source of this 4284-nucleotide messenger RNA. NCBI's taxonomy places the organism in Eukaryota, Viridiplantae, Streptophyta, Magnoliopsida, Myrtales, Lythraceae. The record is from RefSeq and is a predicted model, not a curated record.
AUGAGAAGAGCAGGGAAAAGAGACGAGAAGGGAAAAGCAAAGAGCAAGAAAGCAAAAGCUUCAUCGUCUCCAUUCCCACGCAAAUUGGAUUUUUUUUCCCAUUUUCAUUUUUUUUUUCCUUUCCAUUUCUCCUCCCCACCCGAUUUUCUCUCUCGCAUUUUUCUGAGGAACCGAACGCCCCAACUGUCAACAGCAUCAGCAGCAGCUCUGGUUCGUAUUUGUGGCCUUGCUCGGGCGCUUAAGCUCCACCUCUCACACGAUCUCCGGCCAUCUCUGCUUCGAGCUAUUCGAGAUCCCGAGGUGCCCUUUUGCGCAGAUCGAAGCUAACUCGAAGUGCUUCCAGCAAUACUUCCUCCCCACUGCCUUCAGCUCAGCUUGAGGUAUUAGACUUCUCCUGGAAAAAUGUCAGGGACCGUACGGGUCCAACCCUCUAUUCAGUCAAUCAAAUCGUUGCCUGGAGACUUUAGGUUCAUGGGUUCACCAGGGUCUGAUCGGCUUCAGACAAAUGAGAAAAGCCGAUUAGGGAGUGGUAAGACUAUCACGUUAAGUGUCCCUGAGAAUGGAAAGCUCAGGGAUGGCAUUGACGAAGCUGCCGAGAGUUACGAAGGUGAUUUUGAUCAGGCCAAUGACGAUUCACCAUACAGUGGCAAUUUGGCAUCAACUGAGGAAAGGCCUUCUAUUGGUGAAGAAGAUGUUGAUGCAGUUGCUUUGCCUUUGCCUUCAAGCUCAAAGCCUCCUGCUGAGAAUAGGUGGGGUGACACCAGUUCAUAUGCUGGAAAAAAGAAGGUUCAAUCAUGGUUUCAACUUCCAAAUGGGGAUUGGGAGUUGGUGAAGAUUUUGUCCACUUCAGGAUCUGAAUCUCUUAUUUCAUUAUCUGAAGGGAAAGUUUUGAAGGUGAAAGCUGAUUGUUUAGUACAAGCAAAUCCUGAGAUUCUAGAUGGCGUUGAUGAUCUGAUGCAAUUAAGUUAUCUGAAUGAACCAUCAGUUCUGUACAACCUUCAAUAUCGGUACAAUCAAGACAUGAUCUAUACUAAAGCUGGUCCAAUCUUGGUUGCUAUCAAUCCCUUCAAGAAGGUUCCUUUAUAUGGGAAUAAUUACGUUGAAGCCUACAGGCGAAAAUCAAUCGAGAGUCCACAUGUUUAUGCUAUCACUGAUACUGCAAUAAGGGAAAUGAUUCGAGAUGAAGUUAAUCAGUCUAUAAUCAUCAGUGGUGAAAGUGGAGCUGGGAAAACUGAGACUGCAAAGAUAGCUAUGCAGUAUUUAGCUGCUCUUGGUGGUGGUAGCGGAAUUGAGUAUGAAAUACUGAAGACCAAUCCAAUCUUGGAAGCAUUUGGUAAUGCAAAAACAUCGAGAAAUGACAACUCUAGCCGCUUUGGUAAGCUGAUCGAAAUUCAAUUUAGUGAAACAGGGAAAAUUUCUGGUGCUAGGAUUCAAACAUUUUUACUGGAAAAGUCUAGAGUUGUCCAAUGUGCAGACGGAGAGAGGUCAUAUCAUAUUUUUUAUCAGCUCUGUGCUGGGGCUCCUCAUGCUUUGAGAGAGAAGCUAAAUCUGAGGACUGCUGAUGAAUACAAAUAUUUGAGGCAGAGCAGCUGCUUUUCAAUUGCCGGAGUUGAUGAUGCCGAAGAAUUUUGUGUUGUCAUGGAAGCUCUUGAUGUUGUCCAUGUUAGCAAGGAAGACCAAGAAAGUGUGUUUGCAAUGCUUGCAGCAGUACUUUGGCUGGGGAAUACCUCUUUUACCGUGAUAGACAAUGAAAACCAUGUGGAAGCAGUAGAAGAUGAAAGUCUUAGCACUGUUGCUAAACUGCUUGGAUGCAGCACUGGUGAACUUAAUCUAGCCCUAUCAACUCGUAAAAUGAGAGUUGGGAAUGAUACUAUUAUCCAAAAAUUAACUCUCUCACAGGCUACUGAUACAAGAGAUGCCUUGGCGAAAUCAAUUUAUGCUAGCUUAUUCGACUGGCUGGUUGAACAAAUUAAUAAAUCUCUUGCUGUGGGCAAGCGGCGAACUGGAAGAUCCAUUAGUAUUCUCGAUAUAUAUGGUUUUGAAUCAUUUGACAGGAAUAGUUUUGAGCAGUUUUGCAUAAACUAUGCCAAUGAAAGGUUGCAGCAGCACUUCAAUCGGCAUUUGUUCAAGCUGGAGCAAGAGGAAUAUGUGCAAGAUGGUAUCGACUGGGCGAGAGUUGACUUUGAAGAUAAUCAGGAUUGCCUCAAUCUUUUUGAAAAGAAACCACUGGGGUUACUAUCUCUUUUGGAUGAGGAGUCCACAUUCCCAAAUGGUACUGACCUGACGUUUGCUAACAAGCUUAAACAACACCUGCAUUCCAACUCUUACUUCCGCGGAGACCGAGGCAAAGCAUUUACUGUUAAUCAUUAUGCUGGGGAGGUGACAUAUGAUACAACUGGAUUUCUAGAGAAGAACAGAGACUUAUUGCACUUGGAUUCUAUCCAACUUCUUUCUCAAUGCUCGUGUCCUCUCCCUCAGAUAUUCGCUUCGAAUAUGCUUAACCAAUCAGAAAAGCCUGUAGCUGGUCCUUUGUUUAAAGCAGGCGGAGCAGAAUCACAAAAGCUGAGUGUUGCCACGAAGUUCAAGAGUCAGCUCUUCCAAUUAAUGCAACGGUUGGAGAGCACCACGCCACACUUUAUACGCUGUAUAAAACCCAAUAGUUUACAGUCUCCUGGAGUAUAUGAGCAAGGCCUCGUACUACAGCAGUUGAGAUGUUGUGGAGUCCUCGAAGUAGUUCGAAUAUCAAGAUCAGGAUUUCCUACAAGAAUGUCUCAUCAAAAGUUUGCUCGGAGGUAUGGUUUCCUUCUAUUAGAAAGUGCGGCUUCUCAGGACCCACUCAGUGUUUCGGUUGCAAUCCUUCACCAGUUCAAUAUUCUACCUGAGAUGUAUCAAGUUGGCUACACGAAAUUAUUUUUCCGAACUGGCCAGAUCGGGGUACUCGAAGAUACAAGAAACCGUACCCUUCAUGGGAUUCUGCGCGUGCAGAGUGUCUUUAGAGGCCAUCGGGCUCGGGUUUACAUCAAGGAGCUUAGAAAGGGCAUCACAACUCUUCAAUCAUUUAUCAUUGGAGAAAAGGUGCGAAAAGAGUAUGCCGUCUUGGUAAGAAGACAUAGGGCUGCUGUUUCUAUACAGAAAAGGGUGAAAAGCAAGAGGGAAAUGAAUAGGUACCAGAAACUUUGCGAUGCAUCAGUUGCGAUACAGUCAGUUGUUCGUGGUUGGCUUGUCAGAAGAUGCUCCAGCGACAUUGGGUUUCUGAGAUCAGGGUUUAAGGGAGCUGAGCCUGAAGAGGUGCUUGUGAAGGCAUCCUUCCUUGCAGAGUUACAGCGCCGUGUCCUAAAAGCCGAGGCUGCCCUCCGAGAGAAGGAAGAGGAGAAUGACAUCCUCAAGCAACGGCUCCAGCAGUAUGAGAGCCGCUGGUUCGAGUACGAGGUGAAGAUGAAAUCGAUGGAGGAAGUGUGGCAGAAGCAGAUGAGGUCUCUCCAGUCGAGCCUCUCAAUCGCGAGGAAGAGCCUCGCAGUUGACGGCUCCAGCAGGAACUCCGAUGCUUCCGUGAACGAUGAUCAGGACCCCACCAGUUUGGAGGCUGGACCUUUGACAGAGAGCAACGGGACCAGGCCGAUGAGCGCAGGACUGAGCGUGAUAAGCCGGCUCGCGGAGGAGCUCGAGCAGAGGAGCCAAGUGUUUGGAGACGAUGCGAAGUUUCUGGUGGAGGUGAAGUCGGGUCAGGUGGAUGCAAGCUUGAACCCGGACAGGGAGCUGAGGAGGCUGAAGCAGAUGUUUGAGGCGUGGAAGAAGGAUUACGGGAUGAGGCUGAGGGAGACGAAGGUGAUACUGAAUAAGCUCGGGAACGAUCAGGGAGGAGGGGCUGCUAUUGAUAAGGUGAAGAAGAAAUGGUGGGGAAGGAGGAACAGCUCAAGGAUUAAUUAAUCAAAAUUCCUAUUUCUUUUUUAUACCUCCCCAACCUUUCGGAGAGAGUUGGAGAUGGCUGAAACGCGCUUCACCUUAAGAGAGAGAUUUUGAGAAAUGGUACAAAAUUACUAAUUUGGUUGCUACUGCUAGAUCUCUCAUCAAAGUUCAUAUUUCUCAAAUUUGUUGUAUAUUUGAUUUGAGAUUGUUUUUGCCACGGAGGAAUUUGUUGUGAGCAGGAUUUUGCUUGGUACAGUACAGAAGAUUGGACUGAACCUACUCAGUUGAUAUACCAAUCAUAUGUAUAUUUUCUCGGAAAAACAUCGUCUGUCCCAAAUUUUAUUCGGAUUUGCUGACUAUACUCGAACGGUUCAAUGA